AUGGUAAAUGGACGGUGUUCUAAACAUUUUCCCAAAAAGUUUGUUGAAAACUCAAAGUUUGAUGCAGAUACUUACCCAAUAUAUAGAAGACGGGAUGAUGGCAAAACAAUUACCAAGAAUGGUAUUCAUUUGGACAACAGAUAUGUGGUACCCCAUAACAGAUACUUGCUUUUGAUAUACAAGGCACAUAUGAAUAUGGAGUGGUGCAAUCAAUCUAGAUCUAUCAAAUACUUAUUCAAGUACGUGAACAAGGGAAAUGAUCGCGUUACUGCUGAAUUUUAUAAAACAACAUCAAAUGCAGAUGGUGUACAAUUAGUCGAUGAGAUCAACAUGUACUAUGCUUGUAGAUACGUUUCUGCAUCUGAGGCUACUUGGCGUCUACUAAGUUUUGAGAUUCAAUGUAGAAACCCGCCAGUUGAGAGGCUUAGUUUCCAUUUACCAGAUAGCCAAACGGUCUUCUUUCAGGAUGAUGAGGAUGUUGAGACAGUAUUGAACAAAGAAACUUUGGGGCAAAGCAUGUUCACACAAUGGUUUGAGGCAAACAAAACUUUCCAAGAAGCUAAAUUGCUAACCUAUAUUGAGAUGCCCAAUAAAUUUGUGUGGAAGAAAAAUAUUCGUCAAUGGCAUCCACGUAAAAGAGGUUUUUCUAUUGGCCGUAUCUUUUAUGUUCCACCGGGUACUGGGGAAUUAUAUUAUCUCCGAUGUUUGUUGAACAUAGUCAGGGGCCCAACAACCUUUUCUGACAUAAGGUCAUAUAAUGGAGUAGGCCCAACAACCUUUUCUGACAUAAGGUCAUAUAAUGGAGUACAGUACAAUACUUUUAAGGAGGCAUGUUAUGCGCGGGGUUUAUUACAAGAUGAUAGGGAAUAUGUUGAUGCAAUAUUGGAAGCUAGCCAUUUUGCAACACCCCACUCACUAAGAAAGUUGUUUGUUACUCUGUUGUUGUCAAAUACAAUGGCACGUCCUGAAGUUGUAUGGGAGAAGAUAUAUUUCUAA
Ipomoea triloba (trilobed morning glory) is the source of this 996-nucleotide messenger RNA. RefSeq lists its product as uncharacterized. Lineage: Eukaryota; Viridiplantae; Streptophyta; Magnoliopsida; Solanales; Convolvulaceae. The transcript has 2 exons. The coding region runs from base 1 to 996 and encodes 331 amino acids. The record is from RefSeq and is a predicted model, not a curated record.